GCAAUCGGUUCCAAACAGCAGUUAGGUCAGCAGUCCGCUCAGCCGAGGCAGCUCUGUUCAUGGCGUUCUCGAAGCUCUUGGAGCAAGCCGGAGGCGUGGGCCUCUUCCAGACCCUGCAGGUGCUCACCUUCAUCCUCCCCUGCCUCAUGAUACCUUCCCAGAUGCUCCUGGAGAACUUCUCAGCCGCCAUCCCAGGCCACCGAUGCUGGACACACAUGCUGGACAAUGGCUCUGCGGUUUCCACAAACAUGACCCCCAAGGCCCUUCUGACCAUCUCCAUCCCGCCAGGCCCCAACCAGGGGCCCCACCAGUGCCGCCGCUUCCGCCAGCCACAGUGGCAGCUCUUGGACCCCAAUGCCACGGCCACCAGCUGGAGCGAAGCUGACACGGAGCCGUGUGUGGACGGCUGGGUCUAUGACCGCAGCGUCUUCACCUCCACCAUCGUGGCCAAGUGGGACCUGGUGUGCAGCUCCCAGGGCUUGAAGCCCCUAAGCCAGUCCAUCUUCAUGUCCGGGAUCCUGGUGGGCUCCUUUAUCUGGGGCCUCCUCUCCUACCGGUUUGGGAGGAAGCCGAUGCUGAGCUGGUGCUGCCUGCAGUUGGCCGUGGCGGGCACCAGCACCAUCUUCGCCCCAACAUUCGUCAUCUACUGCGGCCUGCGGUUCGUGGCCGCUUUUGGGAUGGCCGGCAUCUUUCUGAGUUCACUGACACUGAUGGUGGAGUGGACCACGACCAGCAGGAGGGCGGUCACCAUGACGGUGGUGGGAUGUGCCUUCAGCGCAGGCCAGGCGGCGCUGGGCGGCCUGGCCUUUGCCCUGCGGGACUGGAGGACUCUCCAGCUGGCAGCAUCAGUGCCCUUCUUUGCCAUCUCCCUGAUAUCCUGGUGGCUGCCAGAAUCCGCCCGGUGGCUGAUUAUUAAGGGCAAACCAGACCAAGCACUUCAGGAGCUCAGAAAGGUGGCCAGGAUAAAUGGCCACAAGGAGGCCAAGAACCUGACCAUAGAGGUGCUGAUGUCCAGCGUGAAGGAGGAGGUGGCCUCUGCAAAGGAGCCGCGGUCGGUGCUGGACCUGUUCUGCGUGCCCGUGCUCCGCUGGAGGAGCUGCGCCAUGCUGGUGGUGAAUUUCUCUCUAUUGAUCUCCUACUAUGGGCUGGUCUUCGACCUGCAGAGCCUGGGCCGUGACAUCUUCCUCCUCCAGGCCCUCUUCGGGGCCGUGGACUUCCUGGGCCGGGCCACCACUGCCCUCUUGCUCAGUUUCCUUGGCCGCCGCACCAUCCAGGCGGGUUCCCAGGCCAUGGCCGGCCUCGCCAUUCUAGCCAACAUGCUGGUGCCGCAAGAUUUGCAGACCCUGCGUGUGGUCUUUGCUGUGCUGGGAAAGGGAUGUUUUGGGAUAAGCCUAACCUGCCUCACCAUCUACAAGGCUGAACUCUUUCCAACGCCAGUGCGGAUGACAGCAGAUGGCAUUCUGCAUACAGUGGGCCGGCUGGGGGCUAUGAUGGGUCCCCUGAUCCUGAUGAGCCGCCAAGCCCUGCCCCUGCUGCCUCCUCUCCUCUAUGGCGUUAUCUCCAUUGCUUCCAGCCUGGUUGUGCUGUUCUUCCUCCCGGAGACCCAGGGACUUCCGCUCCCUGACACUAUCCAGGACCUGGAGAGCCAGAAAUCAACAGCAGCCCAGGGCAACCGGCAAGAGGCCGUCACUGUGGAAAGUACCUCGCUCUAGAAAUUGUGCCUGCAUGGAGCCCCUUUAGUCAAAGACUCCUGGAAAGGAGUUGCCUCUUCUCCAAUCAGAGCGUGGAGGCGAGUUGGGCGACUUCAAGGGCCUGGCAUGGCAGAGGCCAGGCAGCCGUGGCCGAGUGGACAGCGUGGCCGUCUGCUGUGGCUGAAGGCAGCUUCCACAGCUCACUCCUCUUCUCCCUGCCCUGAUCAGAUUCCCCACCUUACCCGGGCCCUACAGGAGCCUGUGCAGAUGGCCAUGCCCAACCAAUAACGAGACGGUUCCCCUCCCUUUCCCUGCCAGGCUCAUGUCUUUACACCUUCACUCAGCCACGCCAACCAGAGACUGGGUUCCAAUCUCACCCCACCACAUACAGAGCCCUCAUCUGUGAAAUGAGAAUGAUCACGUGACCCACCCCCCAGGGCAGGUAUCAGGGUGAACUGAUCUUAGCACCGGCCAAAUAAAUGGAACCUGCUGAGAGAGCUGCCAGAUACAGGUGUCCAGGUUGUGCACUGGCCCGAGGCACGCAGCCAAGGAGGCGUGUGGGGUCUGAAACUCAGCCCCGGCUACACUGGCCCCACCACCCACCCUAGCAAAGGCUGUGUCCUCUCCAAAAAAAGGAGCUGUUUUAAUCACUUUUCAUUUACUCAUCAGUGAGGGAGGGCUUCCAGCCCUAUGGUUACGAAGACGGCCAAACACACCACCAAACACCAGACAGAGGAGGCUGGCAGCAGGUUACCACACACGUGCGCAGAGCCCACGAAGAUGACGCUGCACUGAGGCAUGGGGCGGGGUGCACUGAGGAUCCGAGCGAGCAGCCAGGGCUGCAGGAAGGCAGCUUUGGAGCACAAAGGGGGUGGGGCAACUCCUGGCUUCUGCGGGAAGGUGUAAUCAGCUUGUUUCAUCAUGCUGCAGGCUGGCGAGAAACGGAGCCUUACAAGCGUAGGGAUAAGAGGAACCCCUCUUGGUCCCCUCGAUGAGGGUUGUUGGGCCGGGGAGCCUCAUCCACAGGGCGGAGUGAAAGGGGAGAAGGGGAGCUCACAGGCAGGCCUGCCAAGGCCUUCUGGCUUUGCCAGAUGUCAAGGGCAGCACCUAAUACUGAACCUUAACUUUCGGCUUUCAACCAAACGGCACCCUUUUGCUGUUUGUUUUCUGGAGGGGACACCUUUUCUUGAUUCAUGCCCAGACCUCCCUUGUCCAGGCCAUGAAAACUCUGGGAUGGUCGAGGCCGGCUGCCCAUCUCAGAUGGGCAAGGAAGCAAAAGUGCAGAGUGGUGGAGGGGCCAGCUUGCAGAAACACGGCCGAACCCGGCCCUGAUCCUAGCCCAGGGCUCUUUCCAGCACAGGAGGCUCCUAGCCCUCGUCUCCAACCCUCCAUGCCACUGAUAUCUGUGGCCCUGCCACAAAGUUACCCUCAUGCCCUUCCCUGGAGACCCCACUCUGGGCCACCUCAAUCUCAGGCCCCUCAACUCACCUCUUUCACCCUGUGUACACUGGGUCAAUCACUCCUGCCUCCUCACAGCUCCCAAAUCCACCUACUUCCCUUCACUCUGGCUACACCCUGGUUCACACCACGGUUGUAGCUCCAAACUGGUCCCUGAUGUCUACAUUGCACUCUGCACAACAGCCACCAUGCUUAUUAAGAAACGCAAUCCAAACCAAAUCCCUCCCUGCUGAAAGCCCUCCAGUGGCUCACAAUAAGGAUCACACUUCUCCCCCUGCCUGGUCAGGCAGCCAUGGGACCCCAGCCUUUCCUCCCACUUCGGUAAAUUUUAAAGGAUUCGGAUCAUACAAAGAAUGUUCUUGAACCAGCAUGGAAUUAAAUUAGAAAUCAAUUAUG
Messenger RNA from Homo sapiens (human), 3545 nucleotides. RefSeq names its product solute carrier family 22 member 11 (gene SLC22A11). Gene Ontology annotation, cellular component: plasma membrane; membrane; apical plasma membrane. Gene Ontology annotation, biological process: transmembrane transport. The transcript has 10 exons. Lineage: Eukaryota; Metazoa; Chordata; Mammalia; Primates; Hominidae. The record is from RefSeq and is marked reviewed. Gene Ontology annotation, molecular function: transmembrane transporter activity. Bases 60 to 1712 code for a protein of 550 amino acids.